Molecule: messenger RNA, 519 nt
Organism: Lolium rigidum
Lineage: Eukaryota; Viridiplantae; Streptophyta; Magnoliopsida; Poales; Poaceae
Exons: 2
Coding region: 1-519 (172 amino acids)
Cellular component (GO): nucleolus
Molecular function (GO): histone H3K4 demethylase activity; histone H3K36 demethylase activity
Source: RefSeq, a predicted model, not a curated record
AUGAAAGUUUUGCAUGGAUACAUAAUGUCUGUUCCUAGAGGCUGUGUCAAGGCUCAUACUGACGUUGAUGAUAGUGAAUCUGAAGCCAAUGCAUGUGCCAAUUACUCUCUCCAUUUGACCCAUGCUAUUGAAGUGCAGCCACCCUUUGAAAGAUGGGAAGGAUUUGCACACAUUGUUCUUCACUGUUGGUUAGAGAAUGAGCAACCUGGAAGGAGCUCUGGAUCUGUCAAGUCCGAGGUGGAAGAACAAGCUCCAUUGUUGGCCCUCCUGCUGCACGUGGCCAUCAGGCUGCUCUCCGAUAGUGAUCAUACUCUCAGGAUGGUGUGCAUGGUCGCAGAAAAUCUUCCAUCAUCCAACAACUCCUGUGUGACAGCUGUCUCCAACUCUAUCAGAAGCAGCCAUGGGUCUCCAACUGUCUCCAACUCUAUCAGAAGCAUCCAGCAACUUCAUGAUAUACUCAGCAAGAUCGACAAGAAAUGCAACUUCGAUGAGGCGCUGAGGUCGAUCAAGCUCACGUGA